Molecule: messenger RNA, 1443 nt
Organism: Empidonax traillii (willow flycatcher)
Lineage: Eukaryota; Metazoa; Chordata; Aves; Passeriformes; Tyrannidae
Gene: DPH1
Product: diphthamide biosynthesis 1
Exons: 12
Coding region: 20-1297 (425 amino acids)
Biological process (GO): protein histidyl modification to diphthamide
Molecular function (GO): 2-(3-amino-3-carboxypropyl)histidine synthase activity
Source: RefSeq, a predicted model, not a curated record
CCCCACGUGCGCCACAGCAAUGGCGGCCCCCGUGAGGGCCGGGAGCGCGGCCCCGGUGCCCGCCAGAGCCCGAGCCCCCGCGCGACACGUUGCCCAGCAGAUCCCCGAGGAGAUCCUUGGAAACUCAGAGCUGCAGGAGGCGGCAAAGGCCCUGCCCCCAAACUACAACUUCGAGAUCCCCAAGACCAUCUGGCGGAUCCGGCAGGCUCAGGCCAGGAAGGUGGCCCUGCAGAUGCCAGAAGGGCUCCUCAUGUUCGCCUGCACCAUCGCGGACAUCAUUGAGCGGUUCACGGAAGCGGAGGCCGUGGUGAUGGGCGAUGUGACCUACGGCGCGUGCUGCGUGGAUGACUACACGGCCCGGGCCCUGGGCGCUGACUUCUUGGUGCACUAUGGACACAGCUGCCUAAUUCCCAUCGACUCCACUCAGGGUCUGAAGAUGCUCUAUGUGUUCGUGGACAUAAAGAUCGAUGCAUCCCAUUUCCUUGAGACCAUUCGCUUCAACUUCGCGGCGGGCACCUCCCUGGCCCUCGUCAGCACCAUCCAGUUUGUCUCCACGCUGCAGGCAGCGUCACAGGAGCUGCGCUCCCAGUACAAGGUGUGUGUUCCCCAGUGCAAGCCACUGUCCCCAGGAGAGAUCCUGGGCUGCACAUCGCCCCGGCUCGCCAAGGACACAGAUGCCAUUGUGUAUUUGGGCGACGGGCGGUUCCACCUGGAGUCCAUCAUGAUUGCCAACCCGGGGAUACCUGCAUACAGGUAUGACCCCUACAGCAAGGUGUUCUCCCAGGAGCACUACAGCCACGAGCGCAUGCACCGCGCUCGGCAGGAUGCCAUCCACGCUGCCGCUGGUGCCCGCUGCUGGGGACUUAUCCUGGGCACACUGGGGCGUCAGGGCUCCCCAAAAAUCUUGCAGCACCUGGAGUCGCGUCUCCGUGCCUUGGGCCGGCCCUACGUGCGGGUGCUGCUGUCCGAGAUCUUCCCCAGCAAGUUGCAGCUCUUCCCAGAUGUGGAUGCGUGGGUGCAGGUAGCCUGUCCCCGGCUCUCCAUUGACUGGGGAGAAGCCUUCAGCAAGCCCCUGCUGACACCCUACGAGGCCGCGGUGGCUCUCCAGGACAUCGAGUGGCAGCAGCCUUAUCCCAUGGACUUCUACGCCAGCCAGUCCCUGGGGCCGUGGACAGCGAACCACGGCGGCACACAGCCCCCGCGCCGCGGCCAGCCGGCACAGGGGAAGCCACCCGCGCCCCCCGCCGCGCCGCAGGAUGGGCAGCAGCCGAGCACCGGAGACCCCGCAGCCUCAUGAGUGCAGCCUUUACCCGGUCCUGCAGCCUCCGCUCUCCGGCAGGGGCGGGGGGGCACCGGCGCUGCCUCCCGCGGGGGUAAAGCACCACCGGGGCAACCCCCCGGUACCUGCGCUGGGAUGGAUGGGGACGUAACCGGAUGGUGUGA